CUCAAUCUUAAACUGCUGCGAAUCCCAUAUGUGUCCGACCCAAAAACGGAUAAAGCAAACUUCCAAGUUCCCGCCAUAACUACACGAUAUUGCUAGGGUUUCCGAUUUCGUUGAAUUCACCGAGAGAAAUGGCGGUUCCUCUCUUCAAUCUUGCUCCUGAUAUGACCGUAUCCAGGCUAUGCUUUGGAAGCAUGACGUUUGGUGAACAGAAUUCGCUUGGUGAAUCCUUUGGCCUUCUUGAUAAAGCUUUUGAUUCUGGCAUUAACUUCUUCGAUUCUGCAGAAAUGUAUCCGGUGCCGCAGCGUGCUGAGACUCAGGGAAGGAGCGAAGAAUAUCUGGGUCGUUGGAUUACAGACCGGAAAAUUCCCAGAGAUGCCGUUGUUUUGGCUACUAAGGUUGCUGGGCCUUCUGGACAGAUGGCUUGGAUCAGAGGUGGGCCAGAGUGUUUGGAUGCUAAGAAUAUUUCCGAAGCUAUAGAUAAUAGUUUAUUGCGCCUGCAAACUGAUUAUGUUGAUCUUUAUCAAAUUCACUGGCCUGAUCGGUACGUCCCCAUGUUUGGAGAAAUUGAAUAUGAUCCAACUAGACAAUAUUCUUCUAUCCCUAUGGAGAAGCAGCUUUAUGCACUCACUAAAGCGGUUGAAUCUGGCAAGGUCAGAUAUAUUGGACUGAGUAAUGAAACACCAUAUGGUGUUAUGAAGUUUCUUCAAGUUGCUGACAGAAUUCAGGGCUGUCCCAAAAUAGUGUCCUUGCAGAACUCGUACAGUUUACUUUGUCGGACAUUUGAUUCUGCUUUGGCUGAAUGUUGUCAUCAUGAGAGCAUCUUCUUGUUAGCCUAUAGUCCUCUGGCUAUGGGAAUACUAUCAGGUAAAUACUUCAUGGGUGAAGGAGGUCCAGCAGAUGCUCGAUUAAAUCUUUUCAGAGGGAGAUACCAAGAGGGUGAAUCUAGAUAUAAUUUAUCAAGUCCUGUAGCAAGGGUAGCCACUAGGGAAUACCUUCAGAUUGCAGAAAAGUAUGGACUUCAUCCAGUUUCCAUGGCAAUAGCCUUUGUGUUGGCGCACCCUCUUGUAGCAAGUGCUGUAUUUGGUGCUACCAAGAUGUGCCAGCUUCAGGAGAUUCUGAAUGCAUGCCAAAUUAAGCUAAGAGCCGAAGUAAUUGCUGAGAUUAACCAGGUUCAUUCUAGAUUUCCAAAUCCAUGCCUUUAGAAUUUAGAAUUGUUCAAGCAACAUAUUUUUUUGGAAUUUUUUCCUAUUAGAUUAGCCAGGCAAGCUUGGUUGUUGCAUUAGUUUUUUAAUAAUAGGUGAAACAUAGUUUGAUUCACCUAACUGUAUAUUUUAUUUGUAUAAUAUUUAAUAAUGCACAAUUCGAGAUGUUGUUGCUCGAAUUAGCGCAUUGACAUGUGAAAAAACAAAUGGAAAGAUAAUCAUUAACAAUUUUUAUGGGGACGGAGGGGGUAAUAAUCAAUGAAGUUUUUGUUAUUUCGAAGUAACUUUGGA
Amaranthus tricolor (Joseph's coat) is the source of this 1493-nucleotide messenger RNA. RefSeq lists its product as uncharacterized. The transcript is spliced from 12 exons. The coding region runs from base 129 to 1202 and encodes 357 amino acids. NCBI's taxonomy places the organism in Eukaryota, Viridiplantae, Streptophyta, Magnoliopsida, Caryophyllales, Amaranthaceae. The record is from RefSeq and is a predicted model, not a curated record.